Messenger RNA from Rhodotorula graminis WP1, 306 nucleotides. RefSeq lists its product as uncharacterized. The transcript has a single exon. NCBI's taxonomy places the organism in Eukaryota, Fungi, Basidiomycota, Microbotryomycetes, Sporidiobolales, Sporidiobolaceae. The record is from RefSeq and is a predicted model, not a curated record. The annotation marks the transcript as partial.
CUCGCCGACGUCUACGAGCGGUACGGCUCGUCGGCGCAAGCCGCCCAGUCGCUCAUGCGCGGUAUCCUCGGCUCGGUUUUCCCCUUCUUUGGCAACACGUGCGUCCCGCUCUCCCAUCCUCCCUCGAGUGCACGAGCCGACAGCGCCUCUCACGACCGACGCAGCAUGUACCUUCGCCUUGGCUUUCCCUGGGCGAGCACACUCGUUGGCUUCAUCGCGCUCGCCUUUACGGCGGUCCCUCUCCUCUUCAUCCGCUGUGCGUCAUCCUCUCUCUCCUUCCGUUCCUCGACCGCCCGGCCCGACUGA